GAGUCGAGUGUCAAUCUUCUCUUUACAGAGUGGAGAAGUUAAUUGCAGUCAUAUCUCUCCUCUGUGUAUGUCUUGCUAACAAAAUGGCGUCCUCUUUGACUGCGUACGAUCCUAAUUUGCACAAGAAUGCUCUUUCCUCGCCGCCUAAACUUGUACCAUUUGACGAAGUACUGGGGAUAAUAACAAAGAUACUGUCGACGGAAGAAGGCGUCAAGAGCAUUCUCGAUAAUCAGCUGGAAGCCUUUCAAAUGUCGUCAUCCUCCUCUUCUUCCAAAUGUGCCAGCCUUCCGAUUCAAACAGCUGGGCAGCCGCCCUACGCAACACUUGCUGCUGGUCCUCAGGCUCAAGUCUGCAUCAAGACGGGAUAUGCAUCCGGUGACACAGUCAUGGUUUCCAAGUGUGCUGCUGGAGGGGGGAAGCAUAGUGGUAACACCGGGUCCGUGUCGGUGUACGAUCAGAAGACCCUUCGUCUCAAGGCAGUUCUGUGUGACGAGGGGCUCCUUACCGAGAUUCGGACUGCCGCGGCCGCAGCGGUGGCAACACGAGCAGCCAUUUUGGCGGCUGGCACAAGGGUGCAAAAAAUGGGCGUGAUUGGAGGAGGCGUGCAAGCCAUUUGGCAGCUGCGAUUGUUGGCAGCUUCCAAGAUUAUUAACCCCAAUGAAUCUAGAGUCGUGAUCAAGACGUCGUCGCGAGCGUCCGCGGAAAAGUUUAUUCAAACCAUGAAGGAAUCACCCCACGAACCGGAUCGGCAAUGGACACUGAUGGAACCAUACGACGACAAUUCAAAGUUUCACGGGUGCCAAGUGAUUCAUUCGGUGACUCCGGCACGGUCUCCCGUUCUGGACGUUGGCGACGUGGAUUUGCCAAAGGCCGGGAACAACCCGUUCCUGCACAUUUCAGCCAUUGGAUCCGACUCGCCGGGGAAAUGUGAGCUUGCAUUGGAUUUGCUAAAGCUAGCGGAUGUCAGCUUGGUAGAUUCCUUGUUGCAAACUGUGGAACGAGGCGAGUUUCAGAAUUCUAGGUGUGAGGGAUUCAAAUUCCCACUCAAAGAAUUGGGCGAACCUGGUGUGGUGGAUUCGGCAACGGGCAAGCUAGCCGUAGACCGCGGUGCUGCCGCCAAGAGCCAAGCUUUGUUUACCAUAUUCGAUUCAUCGGGCAUGGCAAUGCAGGAUGUUCAAAUGGCCAAACUAGUUGCGCAGAAUCUAUAGACAAUUGCUGAAUGCAAUUAUUUGCAUAAGUUGUGCGCUGGAUAUUGUGACUAGCAAGGUAGCAGCACAAUUGCGAUGCUAAUAGCACAGAACAAAGCUUUGAACUCAAUAAGAAGACUAUCUAUCCACAGCGAAGAUUGCCGGCUUCAUACACAGUUUCCACUCCUGCAGCGGCAUGGUUUACAUUUUUAAAGAGUUACCUAUUAUAGAUCUCUUAGUGUUGCGCU
Seminavis robusta is the source of this 1435-nucleotide messenger RNA. NCBI's taxonomy places the organism in Eukaryota, Bacillariophyta, Bacillariophyceae, Naviculales, Naviculaceae. The record is from the annotation of a GenBank genome assembly.